GACACAAACAUGCAUGUAGACAUGGUAUAUUGUAAGAACAGAAAUCCUCUUGUCCCCAGAAAAACAGAGAGAAUAAUAAAAUAAACUACAAGAAAGCCUCCGUAAUCCCAAACCUUAGUAAACAACUAUACAUUUGUCAAAAAAAUUUGUAGUAAAGCCAACUCGAAUUAAAGUACAGGUCAGUCUGUAUUGAAUCUUCUCAGUCAUCGGGAGACAAGUCGGGGUUCCUAAAAGUAUCGUAGUUUCAUGGCGACAUUGGAAAUAGAGGAUAAGCGAAUAGAGGAAGUCUUAUCAUUUCCAAUUCUAUUAUCUGACCGGAUUAGUCAAGCAGCCGAAGAAGCCGACUUUUUCAAAACUGACUGCGCCGAGGUCGGUAAACAAGCCGACCGGCUCUGUCAGAUGCUCCGGUCCAUUGCCCGCUUCAAUACCUCAACUACCAGUUCUCUUUACGAACGUCCGGUCCGUCGAAUCGUUGCUGAUGUUUCCAAGAAUCUCGACCGGGCCUUAACCCUAGUUCGCAAGUGCAAACGCCGGGGAAUCCUUCGCCGUGUUGUCAGAAUGGUCACUGCCGCCGAUUUUCGUAAGCUUAACAACCUUCUAGAAUCUUCCAUAGCAGAUAUGAAGUGGCUCCUUAGCAUCUCUGAUAAUGAUUGUUGUGGAGGUGGAGGUAUUGUUCUGUCUCUUCCACCAAUUGCUAGUAAUGACCCCAUAAUUUCUUGGGUGUGGUCUUUUAUUGCUUCAUUAUAUUUGGGUCAAUUGAAUGAUAAAAUUGAGGCUGCUAAUGAAUUAGCUUCACUUGCUAAAGAUAAUGAUAGAAAUAAGAAAAUUAUAGUUGAAGAAGGUGGAAUUUUCCCUUUUCUGAAGCUCUUGAAGGACAAAACUUCAACCCCGGAUGCUCAAAUUGCUGCUGCUGUAGCCCUUUGUUAUCUAGCCAAUGACGAAGAUAGGGUCCGGGAAAUUAUUCGUGAAAUGGGGGUACCAAUAAUAGUUCAAUUAUUGGGGGAUUCCCCGACCAGAAUCCAAAUUCAGUUGGCUGAUUUGGUGGCAGGAAUGGCAGAUCACAGUUCGUUAGCUCGGGAGGAGUUUGCUAGGGAGAAUGUCAUUAGGCCGCUAGUGACAUUGUUAUCAUAUGAUAUUCCAAUAGAUGAACCAAAAUUGGGAAAUGGGAAGCAAAGCAUACAUUCUAUUGUGCAGAUAAACAAGGAGUUGGAAAAGAAUUCAUCAGGGUUGUAUAACUACCGACAUAUACCUGGAUCGCCGUUGCCAGUGCAUUAUUCUGAUGGGAGUAGCAAAGGUGUGAGUUACAGGAAGGAGAAAGAGAAUGAGAAGCCAGAAAUGAAGUAUCAGCUGAAAGCUAGUUGUGCUAAGGCUCUGUGGAUGCUUUCCAAGGGAAGUGUUGUGAUUAGUAAGAGGAUAACGGAUACCAAAGGUUUGCUUUGUUUAGCUAAGGUUGUUGAGAGAGAACAGGGAGAGUUACAGCUUAAUUGCUUGAUGACGAUAAUGGAAAUAACUGCUGCUGCUGAAUCAAAUGCUGAUCUUAGAAGGGCUGCUUUCAAGACGAACUCUCCUGCUGCGAAGGCUGUUGUAGAUCAAUUAUUGAAGGUGAUUAAAGAGUCUGAUAACCCAAUACUACAAAUUCCGGCUGUUAGAUCAGUUGGUUCACUGGCUAGGACAUUUCCAGCAAGAGAAACUCGUGUAAUUGGUCCUUUAGUGGAGCAGCUUAGUAAUAGGAACCUGGAUGUAGCAGCAGAAGCUGCUGCCUCUCUGGAAAAAUUUACUUGUCCUCAGAAUUUCUUGUGUACGGAGCACUCAAAAACGGUUAUUGAAUAUAGAGGUGUCCCUCCUCUGAUGAGACUGUUGAGAGGAAAUGAACGAUCGAAAUUGCAUGGGUUGAUGCUCCUCUGCCACCUAGCAUCACAUGCUGGUAACAGUGAGGCUUUAGAACAAGCACGAGUAUUCACUGCUCUCGAGGGGGUAGAUCGCUCAUUAUUGGCAGUACAUCCCGAGUUGAAGGAGUUGGUGCCAGACGCAAUGUAUCACCUAAAUGUUUAUCACUCUGGCGUACUUACUGAGAGGCAAUAUAUUGGUCAUUGAUCAACAAUUUGAUAAGAUUGAAUGGCAGGGACUCUCAGGUUAUAGAGUUGUACAUACAUUUGCCGGGAGGGAAUAUGUAAUAUUUCAUUAUGACUGAACAAAUAAUACUUCUGUCCAUUAUACACAGAGUUCUUGCCCUUUAGCUUCUCAUUGUAUGUUAUGAAGAUGGUGUUUUAUGGAAAUGAAAUUACCAAAUUCUUGCUGA
Capsicum annuum is the source of this 2299-nucleotide messenger RNA. RefSeq lists its product as uncharacterized. Lineage: Eukaryota; Viridiplantae; Streptophyta; Magnoliopsida; Solanales; Solanaceae. Gene Ontology annotation, molecular function: protein binding. Gene Ontology annotation, biological process: cell surface receptor signaling pathway. The record is from RefSeq and is a predicted model, not a curated record. The transcript has a single exon. The coding region runs from base 247 to 2094 and encodes 615 amino acids.